AGCUCGCUUGAUGUGUUAUAUUGUCUCACUUGCAGUUCCUACGUGAUUUAUGAAGUCAAUUCAAUUCAGUUGGUUGGCCAUCAAGGUGCAGCAGUGAUCUCUCCUAUAUCAUACUACUGUUGCUCUGGCUAAAUUUGCUUUAAAGAAACAUACACUUUCACUCCAGCUUGAGUCAGUCACCGCACUUUAUACCUUUCAAUUCACAUCAUCCACAGAAUGGAAGUUCCAGAGGCUGUCGUCUACCCUGUCCUAAAAGGCAAGGUUGCGAUCGUAACCGGCGGUUCACAAGGCAUGGGAAAGGCCACAUCGUCAGUCUUCCUACGAGCUGGUGCUCAAGUGGUCAUUGCCGAUGUGAAAGAAGUCGAGGGCCAAGCAACUGAAAAAGAGUUGUCGCAGUUUGGAGAAAUCUUGUUUGUGCGAUGCGACAUCUCCAAGUCAGCGGACGUUCAUAAUCUCAUCGCGGUAACAGUCGAGAAAUUCGGCAAGCUCGAUGUAGCUGUUAACAACGCUGCUCUCACGCCGGACAAGACACAGCUUAUCGAUUUUGAUGAAGACUACUGGAAUACUCUCGUGGGAAUCAACCUUACUGGAACAGCAUUAUGUUGCAAGUAUGAAAUGCAACAGAUGGCAAAACAGGGCACUAAAGGUUCUAUUGUCAAUAUUGCAUCUAUCAACGCUUUUAGGCCACAACCAAACAUGCCCGCUUAUACAGCAACCAAGCAUGCUAUCAUUGGUUUAACUAAACAUGCCUCUGUAGAGGGAGGGCCAAAGGGGAUCCGAGUGAAUGCCGUUGCACCGGGUGCCAUCUUUAGUGAUAUGUCAGCCGCGGCAUUGGACAUUAUGGGAACUACUAUGGAAGAGUUCGCCCCAACGGUCAGCAACUUGCAUCGUUUCGGAAUGGCUCAUGAAGUUGCACAAGCCUCGUUGUGGCUCUCAUCAGAUAACUCCUCAUAUGUCACUGGUGUUUGUUUACCCGUGGAUGGAGGAUAUUUGGCGAAGUGACCUAGAAUAUUGGUCGUUUGUAUUGACUGAAAGAAUAGAAAAUGAUCAUAAAGGCAUAGUCGCCUCUCAAAGCUACUCACAUUCUCUCGAUAGUGACGUCGCUCAGUACCUUGUUUCGGCCUCGUUAACCUUGAUUGGUUUGCGACUGACUGUCAAUUGUCCAUCUCAUCGUCACCUGACAUCUUGCCACGUUUUGUGUUAGCAUUCUGUAUGAUAACUGAGAAAAAUCUUAACUUAAUGAUUAAUAUUCACGUGGCUAUAAAGCUGAGCACAUAGAUCCACCUGCCAGAACUCAAGGAAAAGAAACAAAGCU
Molecule: messenger RNA, 1315 nt
Organism: Botrytis porri
Lineage: Eukaryota; Fungi; Ascomycota; Leotiomycetes; Helotiales; Sclerotiniaceae
Exons: 2
Coding region: 217-1002 (261 amino acids)
Molecular function (GO): oxidoreductase activity
Source: RefSeq, a predicted model, not a curated record